Pseudoliparis swirei is the source of this 2499-nucleotide messenger RNA. RefSeq names its product DnaJ heat shock protein family (Hsp40) member A3a (gene dnaja3a). Gene Ontology annotation, molecular function: ATP binding; protein kinase binding; heat shock protein binding. The transcript is spliced from 12 exons. Gene Ontology annotation, biological process: mitochondrion organization; response to heat; protein folding. The record is from RefSeq and is a predicted model, not a curated record. Lineage: Eukaryota; Metazoa; Chordata; Actinopteri; Perciformes; Liparidae. The coding region runs from base 1 to 1515 and encodes 504 amino acids. Gene Ontology annotation, cellular component: mitochondrion.
AUGCGCAGUAAGACAGGAGCUGCGGCGAGUGAAGGAACCAUGGCGUCCUCGGCUGCCCGGUGCUCCUCACGCUGGAUAACAGUGUUCGUGUUCUCUGGACAGCACUGGGCCUCCGCUGCUGCUGGUGUCUGCGCCGGCCAUGGAGGAGUCCGCAGUAUAUCCACCCUGGGAGCGGAAAGACUGUGGCGGGGAGGGAACCUGGCGCGUGGCGGAGCGGGGAAAGCGUUGACAUUGAAAGGGCUGUCAGGCAUCAAACCACCACAUGCUGCCGGCACGCUGUCCUUUCACACAAGUGCCACCGCUUGUAGCAAGUCCGACUUGUACCAGAUCCUCGGCGUCCCUCGCACAGCAACCCAGAAAGAGGUCAAGAAAGCCUACUACCAGAUGGCCAAAAAGUAUCAUCCUGACACCAACAAAGAUGACCCGCAAGCAAAGGAAAAGUUUGCUCAGCUGGCUGAAGCUUACGAGAUCCUGAGUGAUGAAGGAAAGAGGAAGCAGUACGAUGCGUAUGGCUCAACAGGCUUUGACGCCGGUCAGGCUGGUCAGGCUGGCAGAGGGCAGCAGUACUGGUCCGGACAGGCCAGCAGCGUGGACCCAGAGGAGCUCUUCCGCAAGAUCUUUGGGGAAUUCUCUGGAGGCCGUGGCUUUGGAGACUUCAAUGCCAUAUUUGAACAGCCACAGGAGUACUUCAUGGAGCUGACCUUCACUCAGGCAGCAAAGGGAGUCAACAAAGACUUUUCUGUGAACAUCGAGGCAGCCUGCCAGCGCUGCGGUGGUAAGGGCAAUGAGCCGGGCACUAAGGUCCAGCACUGCAACUCCUGCAACGGCUCCGGCAUGGAGACCGUGAACACGGGCCCCUUCGUGAUGCGCUCCACGUGUCGCCGCUGUGGGGGCAAAGGCACAGUCAUUGCUACUCCCUGUCACGCCUGCCGUGGGGCGGGACAGACCAAGCAGAGGAAGACUGUGACGGUUCCCGUGCCUGCAGGAGUGGAGGAUGGUCAGACAAUCAGAAUGCCAGUUGGUAAGAAGGAGGUCUUCAUCACGUUUCGGGUCCAAAGAAGUCCUGUGUUCAAGAGGGACGGCGCAGACAUCCACUCUGACCUGUUGGUCUCCGUGGCUCAAGCAAUCCUGGGCGGCACGGCCCGGUCACAGGGCCUUUAUGAAACACUUAACCUAUCAAUACCUGCAGGCAUCCAGACCGACCAGAGGAUCCGUCUGUCGGGGAAGGGAAUCGCUCGUGUCACUGGCUACGGCUAUGGAGACCACUAUGUCCAUGUCAAAAUCAAAGUACCCAAGAUCCUGACAGACCGACAGAGAACUCUGCUGGCGAGCUACGCCGAGGACGAGACGGAAGUAGAGGGGACGGUGAACGGUGUCACGACCACCACCACAGGUGGGGGGAGCAGUGGUAAGCGGUCUGAGGCAGGGCAAAGCGAGCAUGGCGAGACGGAAGGAGAGUUGAAACAAGAGGGGGGCAUCUUCUCCAAAUUAAAGAAAUUGUUUAGUUCUUCCUGAAAGCCACAAACCAGGUAAAAGGUCAACCUCGAACUGAGAAGCUUCAGAGAAGGGAGGACGAGCACAGCCACAUCAUAGAGGGAGGACGAGUGAGGAGUGUUGGGUGUUGGACGAGGCCAACAAAGGAUGGACUGACCCAGCCGGCCCUGAGUGAGACGGAGGAUCACCUGCUCUCUUCCUUUGCCAACGCAAAUUCACACGAGGAUGUUCCAGCGCACCGUUCGCCUGCAGUCAAACCUCCAUUGCGGCCAUCUGUGUAGCGCUGGCUUACCGUAGCAUUCGGUGCUUAUCGGUUUUCUUUUGAUUUCCUUAAAAGAAAUGUGAUGGCAUAAUUAAUGUGCAGAGUAAUAAAUUAUUGUAUUGAAAAAGAAUUCAGACAAAAUAUUAUGUGGGAUUUAACAGGCAUCCUGUUUCUAAUCCUUUUUGUUCUCUAUGCUUUGGUUGUGUUUUCAUGAAUGCUGGGAUUUCCCCCCCAGCUGUCGGUCCCAGUGGGCUGAACACCAGCAGGCGCCGUGAGGCCCCGUGUUGGACGGUGUCGAGCUCGUCUGCAGGGGAACGUUUAAGUUUGGCUGCGAUGACUAAUGACCGAACUCCAUCCCUCCCUUUGCAUCAUCAGAGAAUUCUGCACCUUCAUUACAUGUGUCUGUUGUUGUGGAUCAUAGAUUCCUCUGUUUCAGGCAGAAGAGAUAAACUGUACUUCUAUAAUAAAGCUGUGGUCUGAGAAAAGCCUGUUUUAUAGCAUCCGCUAAAGGAACAGCACUGAGUGCUUCUUCUCUUCACAUGAAUAUAUAUAGAAGUAAAUGUGAUUACAUAUUUUGUUCAUCCUCAUUUAGAUACACAAAUGAUGCAAUUCAAAUGCCACAUAACUGCCUGACAAUUAAAAUAUUAGAAAUGCCACAAAGGUGGAUUAUUUUGUGCGGGGCUCGUGUGUUUCAUAAACUAGCCUGCAUUUUUGCUUUUGAAUAAAUCUUAUUGCCGAUUGUU